UUAUUGUUUAUUAAGGUUUCCUAGAGUAGAGACACCGCUCCGCUUGAAUCUUACGCCAAGUUUGUGUCUAUUUAUAAGAUGUCCGUUUCUUCUCUUCGAAUUUCAUCUUCAAGAUAUAUAAUUUUAACAAGGAGGAAGAUCGAAGAAGAUGGAGCUUGACAUGAACGUACCCAUAAACAGAGGAUUCUCCGCCGGAGUGUACAUGUCUGCAACGAAAGAGCUAAUCGAGAAACUGCAGAACGCAAUAGACGAAGCGAAAAAAGAAUUGGAUAAAUAUUUUGAUGUUUCAGACCUAAUGAAGCAAAUGCCGCCGCCGCCGGUGAAACAUGGGGUCAAAGAAGCAAAUGACGACGUCGAUGGCGAAGAAGAAAUUACUCUAAGCGAAGAGCAGAUGGCCAUGUACGCGGAAGUUCAGCGAUUAAUUUUAGAUAUGGAUACGAAGCAUAGGCAACAGGUUACAAAAAACCACCAGAUGACAAAGAUCACUCACCACCUCUUGGAAUCGUUUGGCCGUGGCUAUGCCAAUGGCGAGCUUCUUUCUAUAACUAUCCGCUAUGUCGCCCGAGUCAACAAGGCUGUCGAAAUUUAUGCAGUUCAAACAGCACCAACACCACCGCCACCUUCAACCACCAACCAAACCAACCACUAAAUUAUUUAUUCGUAUUCUAGUAUUGUUUCCCAUGUUUCUUCAGAGUAGCUAGUGAAAUAUGUCUCAUUUAUUUCUUCA
Erythranthe guttata (spotted monkey flower) is the source of this 727-nucleotide messenger RNA. Lineage: Eukaryota; Viridiplantae; Streptophyta; Magnoliopsida; Lamiales; Phrymaceae. The record is from RefSeq and is a predicted model, not a curated record.